Messenger RNA from Spinacia oleracea (spinach), 1462 nucleotides. RefSeq lists its product as uncharacterized. The transcript has 3 exons. The record is from RefSeq and is a predicted model, not a curated record. Bases 266 to 1462 code for a protein of 398 amino acids. Lineage: Eukaryota; Viridiplantae; Streptophyta; Magnoliopsida; Caryophyllales; Amaranthaceae.
CGCAGCCGGUGAACCACCCCCCUCCCCCGACGGCGCCACCCUAACCCCCCGACUCGGCCAGAGUGCACGACCCACCCAGCCCAGCCGCGCACGGUUCCCCCCAGCCAGCAGCCCAGCCCACGCCCAACCCCCCCCAGAGCCGCGCACGGCGCCCCCCAGCCAGCAGCCCAGGCGGACCACCCACCGGACCGGACUACUCAAUCGUCGAUGUUUUCCACUCCAGAUCUUGUAUGUGAACUCUUCGAUCUUUGAAGAAUUUGGUAUCAUGAAAAGAAGAGAGCGUAGUUGGAUGUAUGAUAGACUCGACGGGCGCAAUCUUAAGCCCGACUUUCUCAAGGGGGUUGGAGAGUUCAUUGAGUUUUGCAAAGAGCAUCCAACAUGCAAUGAUGGUGACAAAAUAAGAUGCCCAUGCCCCUUGUGUGAUAACAGGCGUUUUCAUGAUACUGAAACAGUUAGAGUACAUUUGUACAAGAAGGGGUUUGUUCGUAAUUACUAUCAAUGGAUAUGUCAAGGGGAAAGCUUAGUAGAGUCCUCGCGUGUUCAGCCAAAUCAAUAUCGGGAUAUGGUUAUUGAUGCUCUUGGAAAUAAUCAAGAGCAUUUGGUGAAUGAAGAGGGUAAUUCAGUUGAAGAAGAACCAAAUGAUGAAGCUAAGAAGUUUAUAGACCUUCUAAAGGCAGCUGGAGAUCCAUUAUAUGAAGGGAGCAAACUCUCUGUGUUGGAGAUGGCAUCAAGAAUUGCAAGUUUGAAAUGUGAAUUCAACUUACAACACAGGUGUGUGGAUGGGUUUGCAUCUUUGAUGAAUGAUGCGAUUCCAAAUAACAACCAAAUGGGUAGAACUUUCAAUAGCACAAAGAAGGUUCUUGAGGGCUUGGAACUUCCUCAUGAGAGGAUCCACACAUGCCCUAAAGGUUGUUUGCUCUUCUGGAAAGGCGAUGCACAGUUAGAUAAAUGUAGAGUAUGCGGAAGUGAUCGGUAUAAGAAGACUGCAAAGGGUAAGCUUAUUCCAGCAAAAGUUCUAAUCUAUUUUCCAAUCACACCGAGGUUGCAAAGGUUGUAUGCUACCAAGAACAUUUCGGAGGAUAUGACUUGGCAUGCCAAGAAUCCCCGAGUUCAAAACACCUUCGCACAUCCUAGUGAUAGUCAAGCGUGGAAGCACUUGGAUACAACCUUUCCUAAUUUCGCAUCAGAGCCACGAAAUGUCAGGCUUGGUUUGUGCACAGAUGGAUUUGCCCCCCAUGGUAAAUUUGGAUCCCAAUAUUCAUGUUGGCCGGUUAUUCUUACACCAUACAACUUGCCUCCAUCGAUGUGUAUGAAAAGACCAUUCAUGUUCCUUUCUUUGCUCGUUCCCGGUCCUAAAAAUCCUAAAGGAAACUUGGAUGUGUACAUGCAACCACUCAUUGAAGAGUUGAAACAGUUAUGGGAGGUUUGGGCUAUGACUUAUGACUGCUUUGGCGGUCACUAA